Molecule: messenger RNA, 1278 nt
Organism: Schizophyllum commune H4-8
Lineage: Eukaryota; Fungi; Basidiomycota; Agaricomycetes; Agaricales; Schizophyllaceae
Exons: 2
Source: RefSeq, a predicted model, not a curated record
AGCGCACAUCGACCCGUCUGGCAGAACGCACAUCGACUCGUCUGGCACAGAGCGCACAUCCACCCGUUUGGCAGAGCGCACAAGACAAGGCUGCAAAGUCGCAAAUGGUGUCACAUAGAAUCUCUCGCUCGCUCCCUCAACCUCGACUCCCCGCCCCCUCUCGUCCAUCGCACGCUCCCCUUCCUACUCCCUCAAUUUCGACUCCCCGCCCCUCUCGUCCGUCUCAGGCUCCCUGCCUCCCGACGAGGUGGAGGUAACGAUACGCACCCCGAAGCGGUGGCUGCGAAGAUACGCCCCUCGACAAGGCGCAGGCUCCCGCACCUCGAAGAGGUGUCGGACAAGGUGGCGGCGAAUGUACGCCCCUCUCUCGUCCAUCGCACGCACCCCUUCCCGUUCACCGCCCCCGCCCAUUCAUGGCGCCCUCCCCAAUGUGGCGGAGGCGCAAAUGCGCCUCCCUCCCCCCUCGAAGCGGUGGAGGUGAAGGGACUCCCCCUCAAAGCGGGCGUCGGCGACGGUACGCCGCCUCAAAGCGGCGCUCCCCGCUCCUCUCGUCCCUCCCUUCGUCACCCCCUUCUCCCUUCAUCACCCUCCCAACCCCCCUCGCCGCCCUCUCCCCCCUUCUCCCUCCGCCCCGCUUCUCCCCCCCUUCUCGCUCGCUCCCUCGCUCCUUCGUCCCCCUCUUUCCCUCUUGUUCGCCUCGUCCCUCCUUGUUCGCUCGAUCCCGCCCCUCUCCUGGGUGGAGGUGAAGAUACGCCCCUCGACGAGGUGGCGGCAACGAUACGCCCUCUCGAAGAAACAGGGGCGAAGGUCGAAUACACGCCCCUCAAAGAGGCGGAGUCGAAGACCCGCCCGUUCGAAGAGGCGAGGGGCGAAGACACCCCCCCCCCGGAAGCAGCGGGGGUGCGGGUGCCAUCCAGGGAGCGGAGCGGAAAACAAGCGGGCAGGAACGGAGGGAACGGAGGGAGAGGGAACGGAGGGAGAGGGGAGAGGGGAGAGUGGAGGGGGGGAAGCAAGCGAGAUGUAGCGGAGAGAACGGAGAGGAGGGGAAGGGGAGAGGGGAGCGAAGUGGAAAACCAAGCGGGCAGGAACGGAGAGAAUGGAGAGAGGAGGGGAGAGAGGAGGGAAGAGGGGAAGGAAGGUGGUGAGGAGGGGGGGAGCGCAGACGAAAGGCGAGUGAGAACGAACGAAAGCGGGGAAAAGCCCGCGAAAAGGCGCAGGAAAAGCAAACGAAAAGGCGCAGAAAAACGAGCGAAAAUGAGAAGAAGCGUACGAGAUUGA